GGGAAAAAAAAACUAAAGGAAGAGGUGAAGACCGAAGAAGAGUGAGAGCGACCGCUUCCCUUUCCUCUCUCUUCUCCUCUUUCACAUACACUCUCUUUUUCUCUCUCUGUGUUUAUUUGAGACAAGUAUGAUAUCAGUUCCCCAAACCCUCCAUCUUUAAUUUUAUAUUGUUGCGAAACCUGCACUUUCUUUUUAGAGAAGGUGAUUGCAAAAAACACUUACCGCGGAGAGCAACAAAAGAAAGAAAAGGAGAGAAAGAGACGACAGGCGACAACGUAGAGAGAGAGAGAAAGUGAGUGAGUGUGUGUUUGUGUAUGUGAGAUAGAGAGAGAAAGAAGAAACUGUAGAAGCUAUCAAAACCACCGAGGGGAAAACGAUGUCUGAGAGCUUUACAUCCUUUCAUACCCUGCAACUCUAAGAGUGUUUGUUGAUGUUGGAUUUGGUUGUUCUCCUUAUUACUGAUCAAUAAUUCAACUAUUGGACAGUGGUAAUAAUUAGAAUAAGCUGAGGAGCUGGGAUUAGUGGUUGUUGUUGCUACUUGCUGGCAAGAUGAUGGUUUUACUAUGGGAAUAGCAACACCGUCACAUUCAAGAACAGUACUAGAACUAAACACCAUUGGUUUUCUCUUGGAUCUUGUAUCAAUUCUUGCAAUUCUAUGUCCCAAGAUUUUCAACAAGGAAUCUUCAGCUUCCCGAAUGGGUUGGAGAGAGGAAGGCUAGUGAGUCCGCAGCAACAGAUCCGGAGGGACAAAGUAAGGUUCGAGGCGGCGGCGCCAUUGGUAGGGAUAGAGGAGGAGGAACCGGUGUACGAGACCGCCGGGAUGUUGUCGGAGAUGUUUAAUUUUCCGCCCGCGACGGAAUUGUUGGAGCAGCAGCACGCGACGGCGACGUUCCGGGCGGCGAGGCAAGCCGGAGAGUGGUACGGAAACAGACAGCAACAGCAACAGAUUUCAGGCAUUAAUGCUGACUCAGCAGCAGCCAUGCAACUUUUUCUGAUGAACCCUCAAACGAGGUCUCCUUCUCCUCCUCAAACCCACGCCACUCCUUCGUCAACGCUUCACAUGCUGCUUCCAAAUCCUUCUUCAAAUUCUUCCCUCCAAGGAUUUACUGGUUCGGCCGCGGGAGGGUCUUUUGGUCAAUUCACAUGGGUUCCUGAGAGUGCUCAUCAACAAGGAGGCGUGGUGGAAGGGCAAGGUCUUUCGUUAUCGUUGUCUUCUUCGCUGGAAGCAGCAAAAGCCGAGGAACUGAGGAUGGGGGAUAGUGGUUUUCUAUAUUACAAUCAUCAACAAGGUGGAGGUGGAGGAGGUGGUUCUUCUUCUUCUUCCGCGGUUCAGUUUCAGUACAAGAAUAAUAACAAUAACCAUCACCAAGCAUUGCAUUUGCAAGGGGCGAUGGGACACGACAACAACCACCAGGGACAUGUUGGGUUUGGGUCAUCCUCGUUAGGUGUAGUUAAUGUUCUAAGAAAUUCAAAGUAUGCGAAGGCUGCACAAGAGUUGCUGGAAGAGUUUUGCAGUGUAGGGAGGGGUCAGUUUAAGAAGAGCAAGUUCAAUAGGCAGAAUUCAAACCCUAAUUCAAAUGCCGGUGGUGGUGCUUCGCCUUCAUCAAAAGAUGCUCCUCCUCCUCCUCCUUUGUCAGCCGCUGAUAGGAUUGAGCAUCAGAGAAGGAAGGUCAAACUACUAUCAAUGCUUGACGAGGUGGACAGGAGAUACAACCAUUACUGCGAGCAAAUGCAGAUGGUAGUGAACUCAUUUGACCUGAUGAUGGGUUUUGGGGCGGCAGUGCCGUACACAGCACUAGCGCAGAAAGCAAUGUCUCGGCAUUUCCGGUGUCUGAAGGAGGCGAUAACAGCGCAGCUGAAGCAAAGUUGUGAGGUACUAGGAGAGAAAGAUGGAGCGGGGAACUCAGGAGGUUUGACCAAGGGUGAGACCCCAAGGCUUAAGAUGUUAGAACAAAGCCUAAGACAGCAGAGAGCCUUCCACCAGAUGGGCAUGAUGGAACAAGAAGCUUGGAGACCCCAGAGAGGCUUGCCUGAACGUUCUGUCAACAUUUUGAGAGCCUGGCUUUUCGAGCAUUUUCUCCACCCGUAUCCAAGCGAUGCAGAUAAGCAUCUGUUGGCACGACAGACUGGCCUAUCGCGAAAUCAGGUAUCAAACUGGUUCAUUAAUGCCAGGGUUCGGUUGUGGAAACCCAUGGUGGAAGAAAUGUACCAACAAGAACUUAAAGAAGCAGAGAGUGCAGAAGACAGAGAAAACAACAACAGCAACAUUAGUGGCAACCAAGCACAAACUCCAACCACACCAUCAGCGGCCACAACAUCAACAGCAACAGCGCCACCACCACCACCACCAACGACAACAGCAACAAAACCGACAGGCAAAAGAUCCGAUGCCAUCAAUGCCCCCGAUAGCGACCCUUCACAGCAUGUUGCAAUGAAUAAUAGACAAGGCUUCUCGGAAAACCAAGCAAAGAAGUCCACCGCAUCCACCACCGCCACCACCACCACCGCCGCCGCCUCUGAGGUGGCGCCACCCGUGUCUCAGUGCUUCGACUCAGACCUGCCCCCACACAGAUUAAUGGCCUCUAAUGACAACACGUGUCGCUUGGUCACAGCAGAUUUUGGGACCGCAUCUGCAAGUGCUGACAUUGGAUCCACACUCAUUAGGUUUGGGACCACACCCGGUGACGUGUCACUCACCCUAGGGCUUCGCCACGCCGGGAACAUGCCCUCUGAGAAAACUCCUUUCUCUGUUAGAGAAUUUGGAGCCAUUUAAACUUCAAUAUAUAUAUAUAUAUAUAUACAGUACUACUUCACAUAAUAAUCAAAAUAAUAAUAUAUAUAGGAAGAUGCUUUAUCAUAUUAUUAUAUAUAAUCAUAUCAUCUAAAGAAAACAUUUUUACGCCCUUUAUUGUUUCUCAGUUAUUCCUCGAUCUGUCUUAUUUGCAUUGUGGAAGGACAGGAGAAAAAAAAGGUAAUACGAUAUGAGAAAGGUAGUCUGAAGGUAGCUAUUAAUUAGGUGUAGCAUUAAUAUGGUAUCUAUUGUAUAACUGCAUAGCAGAUUGUUUUUGAUGAUUUUUCCCCCGAUAUAUUAUGUACUUUAUUAUUUAAGGUUUGUAGCUUAGUUUGAUAGGACAUGAUCUAGUCAAUGACCGAAAUAAUAACUGUUCCUUUUUUUUUUAACUUCUAAUAUAAUGAAAUGUCAAACC
This is a messenger RNA of Glycine soja, 3206 nucleotides long. Its product is annotated as BEL1-like homeodomain protein 4. The transcript has 5 exons. NCBI's taxonomy places the organism in Eukaryota, Viridiplantae, Streptophyta, Magnoliopsida, Fabales, Fabaceae. The coding region runs from base 656 to 2773 and encodes 705 amino acids. The record is from RefSeq and is a predicted model, not a curated record. Gene Ontology annotation, biological process: regulation of transcription by RNA polymerase II. Gene Ontology annotation, molecular function: RNA polymerase II cis-regulatory region sequence-specific DNA binding; DNA-binding transcription factor activity, RNA polymerase II-specific.